Drosophila innubila is the source of this 1258-nucleotide messenger RNA. Its product is annotated as keratin, type II cytoskeletal 2 epidermal. NCBI's taxonomy places the organism in Eukaryota, Metazoa, Arthropoda, Insecta, Diptera, Drosophilidae. The transcript is spliced from 3 exons. The coding region runs from base 130 to 996 and encodes 288 amino acids. The record is from RefSeq and is a predicted model, not a curated record.
UGAACCCUCGUCCGGGGACAGUCGUCUCUGACGCUGUCAGCGCUUGUUUAUCGCAGAAGUGAACCUCUACAUAAUAUCGAUAAAAAAUACAUAUAUGUAAAAAUUACAUAGUUUUCCAAGUAUUUAAACAUGACAGGCAUUGAGUUAUGGGGAAUUGGCAUUGCCGUCCUGAAUGUUAUGUAUUCAUUUGCGUAUCUGGGACCCUCUAUUGGCGACUAUUUCACGGCUGAUGAAGGCGAUAUACUGCCCUGGGUGUGGAUUCUUGUAUACACUUGCAACGCGGCUCUGAACACGUAUUUCUUUCUACGCAUGCUCAAGAGCGAUCUUAUAGCCAUAUUGCUCUGGCUCUCUUUCACCUGCAUGCUCUUGCUAUUCCGUCUGUUUGGUAUUCACUAUGGCAAAGUGAGUUCAACAUACAAAAUACUUGCAAUAGCUGUAAAUGUUUACAUAUUCAUCACGCUUAUAAUUAUGGGCGUUGUUUACAAGAAACUUAACAACUCCAAAGAGGAACCGGUCAACAAUCCGCCUGCACAACCUUGGGGAGCUGUCAAUAGAACUGGCAAAACUGUAUCAUCUUCCGUUAACAGGACUGUUGCCUAUAAUACGAAUGAAUCAAUCAGUUUUAUUACACAGUCCAAUUUAUAUGCAGAAAGAAAUGGAAGAAAUAAUGGGACAACAUCGGGGGCAAGAACAGCUGGACACAUGGCCUCAAAUGCCAUGUAUUAUCACGAUAAUUCCUUUUUGAAUUGUUGUGAUAAUACGGCAGAUGAUACUGCAGGAUGUCUCUGCGACGAUAAUGGCAAUGAAGGUGGAUGUGAUGGAUGUGACGGUGGAGGCGAUGGAGGAGGAUGUGACGGUGGAGGUGAUGGAGGUGGUUGUGACGGCGGAGGAGGAGACGAUGGAGGCGGAUGUGACGGUGGAGGCGGAGACGAUGGAGGAGGAUGUGACGGUGGAGGUGACGGAGGCGGUGAUUGCGGAGGCGGUAGUGAUGAUUAGGAUUUAAACAUCAACUUAAACUCGACCAGCAAAUAUUCCAAAAUAAUAUUUUUUAUUAUUAAUCUGCUCGAAUAAGUCAUGGGUCAACUUAAAGCUGCCUGCAACAAAUAUAAAUGCCAUUAGAAAUGCCUUAAGUGAACUAUACAUUUUAAGUACUUAUCACUACGAAUUUUUUACAUUUAUAUAAAUAUUAAUAUUAUGACAAAAUGUACAGCAAAUGUACGUCUUUUAAAUCAAAUUUUAAGAUUUAUUUUGAAAAAGA